AUGGAGGAUGUAGAUGCCGAGUUUGCCCCCUUGCGUAAGUCACUGCAAGCGGUAGAUGCAAAUAAAAUCAUACAGGAUGUCUCUGUAGAUCAUGAGCAACAGGCGUUUUUGAGAAAAAUUCGUCUUGUUACUGGCCAAGAGAAGUCUUCCAAGUCACAGAUAGCAGUUGAAGGUGCGAAUGAGGGUUCAGAGGCACGUACAGAUACUAAUUCUGCGCUCCCAACUCCAAGUACUGGCGAUGCAUCCCGAUAUCUUGCUAGCAAGCGCCCACAUUCAGAUCACGAAGACGACGUACCUACCCCAAAACGGAAGCAAGCCAACGUUCUAGACCCCGAUUUCCUGCAAUUCCAGGCCUACUUUUUGAAGCAGCUAAAUGGGUCUCUUCCCCCAACCGAAACGCGGCUUCCAAGUUUCGUUCACGAGUGUUCCAAAGAAGUGGAACGCAUUCUUAAACAGUCCAUCAUACAGAAGGAAAGUCAUUCAGCGAUAAUUGUGGGACCCAGAUCUCACUUUAAAACAGCAGUCAUUGAGCAUCAUCUCUCCUUCUUGACCCAGAAGUACGAACAACAAUUUGUGACUAUUCGUCUUAACGGACUGAUACAUUCAGAACAAGCUGCAAUCAACAGUAUCGCUUACCAACUAGAGUCCCGCUUACAGGGCUUACACGGCAACAAGGACAUCUCAUUUUCAAUAAGCUCAGGUUCACUGACCGAGGUUUUUGAAAAGGUACUACGAUUGAUUGAUACUACUGCCAUUCAGCACUCCAAGUCAUCCUCAGCCUCGAGGGCUGAGAAAAUAUCGAUAAUUUUCAUAUUCGAUGAAAUAGAUACUUUCGCGGGGCCUUUGAGGCAAACACUCCUCUACAACCUUUUCGACAUGGUAGAACAUGCUCGAGUACCCGUCUGCAUUUUGGGCAGCACUACUAAGAUGAACGUCGUGGAGCAUUUGGAAAAAAGAGUAAACAGUCGUUUUUCCCAACGAAUGAUUUAUGUCCCUACCAUCAAGACGUUUGAAGAAUUCUUGGAUGUGGUUCAGGAAGAUUUUCGCAUUGAUAUUACCAACGAGAGUGCUUUGAAAUGGAACGAGGCGCUCAAACAACUCAUCAACAAAGACACAUCAAACCUCCGUCGGGUUUUGAAAAAUAAUUAUGAAACGUUCCGGUCCACUAUUCUUUUGAAGAACAGCCUACAACUUUUAGUCGCCAAAGAAAAAUCUAUAGAAGCGCUAAUCUCCGGGCUCGAAACAUGUUAUUGGAUUAAUUGUUACAACCGCAAUCAGUUAGAAAACUCACUGAGUUCAAAGGUAAAAACUCUUUCAGAUCUUGAACUGGCUGUGCUGGUUGCAGCUGCGAGGGUUUCACUCAAAACGGACGACAAUGUCAAUUUCAAUUUGGCUUAUGCUGAGUAUUCGAGCAUGGUCAAAGAAACCAACAAAAAGAUGCCAAUCAUUCCGCAAGCGACGGGCACGUCUAUGAUGUUGGAAAGUACUUUACGAGUUUGGAAAAAGCAAGAUGUAAAAAAUAUUUGGGAAAAUAUCAUCGACCUUGAUUUUCUGGCUGAAAGGGGCUCCGUCGGGCUGCGAGUCUCUGCAUCGGCUGCAUUUCAAGCUAGCAACUACCACGCGACAGCGACCAUCAUACCCUUCGAUUUGAGAACAUAUCAAAUGCAGAUUACGCUUCAAGAACUCCGUCGCACGGUUCCCAAAUUAUCGAUAUAUUACAGUUGGACUCAGCUAUAA
This is a messenger RNA of Lachancea sp. 'fantastica', 1737 nucleotides long. The record is from the annotation of a GenBank genome assembly. NCBI's taxonomy places the organism in Eukaryota, Fungi, Ascomycota, Saccharomycetes, Saccharomycetales, Saccharomycetaceae.